Cooperia oncophora is the source of this 1617-nucleotide messenger RNA. The record is from the annotation of a GenBank genome assembly. NCBI's taxonomy places the organism in Eukaryota, Metazoa, Nematoda, Chromadorea, Rhabditida, Trichostrongylidae.
AUGUCGUUGGACAUCACACAAGAACGGAAAGAUAAAGCCUGUUCAGGCAUAAGUUCCUUGCUGAAGGACAGAAAUCCCUCCUUGAGAGAUAGGCUAAAAGUGUUAGGUUUCUUGGCAUCAAUGCAUUCAAUUAUGUCCAGAGAUCUAACUAAGAAAAAAAUCGUUCAUCUGGAGGAGCGCGAAGAAUUGAAGGAUUGGCUCUGCUUUCUACGCCGCAGCAAGACCCCUUUGCAUAUUUGGUGCAAACCUUUUCGGGACUUCUUCAUUAUUUCCACAGACGCUUCAGAAUCGGGAGUAGGGGCCGUUUUUCACACUUCCACGGGAAGGAACAGGGUCAGUUCUAGUACAUUACCAUGCCAUCUUCUAGCGGCAUCUAGCACUGCUCGCGAGUUAUUUGGGUUCCUUUAUGCUCUUAAAGCAUUCAGCGCUUUCAUAUAUAGUGAAAAAGUUCAGAUUCAGACGGACAGCCAAACGGCGCAAGCAAUUUGGGAAACCACAGAGCGGCUCAGUAUACACUUAGAAGUGUUUUGGAUACCCAGAGAGCUCAACCAGGAGGCAGACAAAGCGUCCAGGGUCGUAGAUUUGGACAGCUGGUCCAUUUUAGACUCCAUAUACGAAAAACUUUACGAGAUCUGGGGCCCGUUUGAGGCUGACUUGUUUGCUAGUGCGGAGAACAAGAAAUAUGGUUCAGCGAAGGUUGCGCAGCCGUCGACGCGUUUAGCGAUUCCGCAGAGAAAUUCUGGUCCCGGUGUUCUUGCUGGUCCAAAAUGGAAAGCCUGGUCGGAGACGAUUCAAUCUGCCAGAAACGCAGGAAGGGAGGAGUUGGCCCAAAUAAUAGGCACUUCGGCAAACAAAUCUCUAGCGCCAGGAACAAUUGCAGCCUACUCCUCUAUGAGGAGACGUUUCGACGAGUUCACUACCACACUCGCCAUUGAAAAGACGCACUUAGGAAAACUUCGGAACCUUUUCUUGGCCCAUCUUAUCAACCAGAACCAGCUCAAAAUUCUCUCCACAGCGGUCGCCUCUCUGAAUUUCUUCUAUGGCCACUUGGAAGACGGAGAAGCGGAAUUGCAGAAGCUUCUGAUGGAUUCUGCUAAGAAGGAGGCCCCCGCUGUGAUGCACAAGGAGAAGGCCUCCGAAGAGGACGUCGAUAAGAUGGUCGAAUGGGCCCUGAACAUGAAUACAGCCAAAGCAACAGAAGACUGUUGCAUUAUUUUGCUUUCGUACUUAGCCUUCCUGCGGAUAAGUGAAACGGCGGCGGUUCGUAAGGAGCACCUGCAGGCAAAAGGCGGCGAUAUUUGGUGGCUGCUCAUUCCAAAAUCCAAAACAGACCAGAGCAAAAGAGGUACGGAAGUGGCUUUCAAAGUGCAAGGGAGACGCGCAGUUCUUUGGAACAAGUUCGUCGCGCUGAUAGCCGACAAAUCCCCCCACCAAUUCAUUUUUUCACCAAAGUUUGCACAUCAACCGUCCACCGAUUCUCUACGAAAACGUAUAGACAAUGUCCUCCAAGGAGCGGGGUUGCUUCAUAAGGGCUUUACAUCGCAUUCCUUCCGAGGAGGUGCAGCAGCAGCCGCUCUGAGAAGAGGAGUUAGCUAUGAGGACAUAAGAAGAGUGGGA